Messenger RNA from Trichoplusia ni (cabbage looper), 2372 nucleotides. RefSeq names its product amine sulfotransferase-like. NCBI's taxonomy places the organism in Eukaryota, Metazoa, Arthropoda, Insecta, Lepidoptera, Noctuidae. Gene Ontology annotation, biological process: sulfation. Gene Ontology annotation, cellular component: cytoplasm. The record is from RefSeq and is a predicted model, not a curated record. The coding region runs from base 265 to 1374 and encodes 369 amino acids. The transcript is spliced from 5 exons. Gene Ontology annotation, molecular function: sulfotransferase activity.
UAUUACUUCAUUUAAAUGCCGUAGGGAAUAUCUACUUUACGCAACAACUUUUACAGGUGAAAACAUAUUUUUAUAUAAAAUACCAAAUACUUCUUCACAGUCCAUUUAAUAACAAAGCAAUCAUAUAACAAAACAAGCCGUUCCAAAUGUUUACAAUUUCGUAACUUAGAAUUAAGAAUUCAACAUUAAGGAAAUCGUAUUACUUGGUGAUCCUAGUAGAAAGUCCAACCACUUUCUGCAACCAAGGGGAAACACGAUGCACCGAUGCAACAAACGAACAGAACACUUCCGAUAAACGCAGGCACUGGACGUCUUCUAUACAGACCAUAUGUUCAGUUCUUAAUUCGAAUUCUAAGUAACAGACAUUUUUUUUUCAAUAUGAGGACGCGACCAGUUUUGACGUUUUCGAAAUUGGACCCUGAGACUGGGGAGUUGUUGGAUAGGAUGUUUGAUAAGGAGGAUUGUAUGGUGGAGAUUAAUCCUGGGAGGGUGAUCCUGCCGGCGGACUACAUGACCAUUGGACAGGAUAUCUUGGAUAUGGAGGUCCAUGACACCGAUGUCUGGAUGUGCUCUUAUCCGAGAACUGGCUCAACAUGGGCUCAGGAAAUGGUCUGGCUCAUUGGACACGAUUUAGACUACGAGGGAGCUAAAUCCUUGCAGCAAAUUAGAUGUCCCUUAGUGGAGCUUUCAUGUAUCAUGGUGGCUGGGCACUCGACGUGGCACAAGGAGUCUGUGCAGGGCACCUCCGUGGACCUAGUGAAGCACAGGCUACCGUAUCCUCGUUACAUCCGCAGCCACCUGCCAUGGGACCUCCUGCCGGUCAGCAUUGAGCGCGCUGACGGCUCGGCAAGACCUAAGGUGAUCUACACAUCCCGCAACCCUAAAGACAUGGUGGUAUCAUACUAUCACUACUGCACGCUGGUGCACGGCCUCAAGGGCACCUUCGAAGAGUUCUGCGACCUCUUCAUGAGGGACCGGGCCCCCUUCGGACCCGUUUGGAACCACAUACUUGGCUUCUGGAACCGCCGCCACGACCCGAACGUUCUCUUCAUUAAGUUCGAGGAAAUGAAACAUGAUCUACCUUCAGUAGUCAGGAGAACGGCUGAGUUCCUCAACAAAGACCUAACUGACACCCAAGUCGACAAACUCUGCGACCAUCUCUCCUUCCAAAACAUGAAGACCAAUCGAGCUGUCAAUCUGGAAGCCAUCUUGGAAAAGUCUUUCGGCACCAGCUAUUUGGAAUCCACGGAUUUGAGGUUCAUUCGCAAAGGGGAAAUUGGUGAUUGGAAGAAUUACAUGUCCGACGACCUUUCUCGAAGGUUCGAUGAAUGGGCUGAACAGCAUUUGAAGGGGACAGAACUCAGCUUUGAAUAAGAUCUUUUUGAAGAUUUAUUUUACGUUGAUUUUGAGGAACAAAGUUUAGUUUUGUAAUUGUUUUAAUCAUUGUAUGGUAAGCAGUUUUAAAAUGUUAAGGUCCGAAUUACACUUGCCACUGGCUAGAAUUUUGAUAAGUGCAUUGAUUAAUGUGUCUUAAUUGAUAAAAAAAACAGUAUUUACCUGUAAUCGGGUUAGGCACAUAGACAUAAUGGAAAUAUUCGAAACGUAUUUUGUUUAACUUACGCAAUAAUUGUUUAUUUUUAACUUAUGAUUACGUAUCUUUUAUUGUUUUAAAAAUAUAUGUUUUCGUUACUUCCUGACUAUUUCAUUGAUUUAUUUUCCUGAACUAAUUGCUACUUCAAUUCAAAUGUACAAAAAUGUCAUGUUAAGUUUGUUUUUUGUUUAUGCGACUUGUUUAGGUCCUUCUGACCACACCUGUAGCAUAAUACACGAGUUUUGCAAAGCAUUACUGUGUCGAGGUAACCUUGCGGUUUUAUUCAAUACAGGCUAGGGAUCAAUGUGACUUUUCAAACUUACUUUCUUAAUGAAUCCCAGAUCACUGACAAACGGUGAAGGCAAAUGUCAUGAGGUUAAAUGGAUUUCAAAUAUUCGAAUCUGAAGUCGCUAAGCUGCAGUGAGCUAGCAUGGCUCAUCGAGAAGAGGGCCGUGCCCUACAGUGUGACGUAUAUAGGCUGAUUUUAACACAAUGCCAUGGGUGAAUAGCCUACAACUUGACCCUAAAGUAUUAAAGGCAAGGAAAUAAAACAACAAAUAAAGAUAAUACAAACGUCAAUAAUGACAUUUAUCGUCGAAAGUUAACAAUAAAUACAUUCAGUAGAAGUCAUGGUGAAGCUUUUAUUUAUAUAAUACAGAAACUCAAAUAAUAUACAAAAAUAUAAUAGGUAGGUGUAAAUGACAACGUGGAUAAUCUCAAAACGACUAGACAGUUAUAUUAAUUGACUUAUAACAAUUAGCUGCUGCAGUGAAGUUUAUAA